Molecule: messenger RNA, 4211 nt
Organism: Cynoglossus semilaevis (tongue sole)
Lineage: Eukaryota; Metazoa; Chordata; Actinopteri; Pleuronectiformes; Cynoglossidae
Gene: pls3
Product: plastin 3 (T isoform)
Exons: 16
Coding region: 184-2049 (621 amino acids)
Biological process (GO): actin filament network formation; actin filament bundle assembly
Cellular component (GO): cytoplasm; actin filament bundle; actin filament
Molecular function (GO): actin filament binding; calcium ion binding
Source: RefSeq, a predicted model, not a curated record
CGCAGUUGGCGUUACCACGCCCGGUGGUCACGUCGGCGGACGGGGCGGAGACUCUUCCCAGGCGCUUUGUACUUUGUCUCUACGUGGAGGAGACAGUACUGUCAGCGUCUUGUCUGGAAAAAUAAGGCGCACCGACGUUUGACCUUGCCUGUUUGACUGGCCACUUCAGGUCAAUCACAGAAAAUGUCUGGAAAGAUAACAAGAGAGGAGUUGGAGGAAAUGAGGGAAGUCUUCAACAAAAUUGAUCUAGACAGCGAUGGAUCUAUAGAUGAUUUUGAACUCAAUGAACUUCUUAAAGAAGCUGGGCAUGAUCUGCCUGGUUACAUGGUUCGUGAGAUCAUUCAAAAACUUGACCGCAACAAGGACAACAAGAUCAGCUUUGAGGAGUUUCUGUCGAUUGUCCAGGAGCUGAGAGGCAGUGAAAUAGCAAAAACAUUUCGCAAGGCCAUCAACAGGAAAGAAGGGAUCUUGGCUAUUGGUGGAACAUCCGAGCUGUCGAGUGAAGGCACACAACACUCAUUCUCCGAAGAGGAGCGAUUUGCAUUUGUGAACUGGAUCAACACGGCGCUUGAGAAAGAUUCUGACUGCAAACAUGUCUUACCCAUGGAUCCUAACACAGACUCACUUUUCAAAUCCGUUGGAGAUGGUAUCGUUCUCUGUAAGAUGAUCAACUUGUCAGUGCCAGACACAAUUGAUGAGAGAACCAUAAACAAGAAGAAGUUGUCACCGUUUACCAAACAGGAGAAUCUUAACCUGGCUCUAAACUCAGCCUCUGCCAUUGGCUGCCACGUGGUGAACAUUGGAGCUUUUGACCUGAUGGAGGGAAAACCACAUCUUGUGCUGGGCCUGUUGUGGCAGAUCAUUAAGAUUGGUCUGUUUGCUGACAUUGAGCUCAGUAGAAAUGAAGCUCUGGCUGCAUUACUGAGAGAAGGGGAAACCCUGGAAGACCUAAUGAAACUGUCUCCAGAAGAACUGCUCUUGCGCUGGGCAAACUUUCACCUGGAAAAUGCUGGCUGGCAGAAAAUCAAUAACUUCAGCUCUGACAUCAAGGACUCCAAGGCCUAUUUUCACCUGCUAAACCAAAUCUCUCCAAAAGGCACAGACGAUGAUCAACCACGUAUAGACAUCAACAUGGCAGGCUUCAGUGAAAAAGAUUCCUUGAAGAGGGCAGAGGCCAUGCUGCAGCAGGCUGACAGGCUCGGCUGUCGCCAGUUUGUCACCCCAGCUGACGUUGUCAGUGGAAAUCCUAAACUCAACCUUGCUUUUGUGGCCAAUCUCUUUAACAAAUAUCCAGCACUAACUAAACCUGAGAACGAGGACAUUGACUGGGGACUCCUGGAAGGUGAGACGAGAGAAGAGCGGACAUUUAGGAACUGGAUGAACUCUCUGGGAGUAAACCCACAUGUUAAUCAUCUCUAUGGAGACCUGCAGGAUGCCAUUGUCAUCUUUCAGCUUUAUGAAAAGAUCAAAGCCAAGGUUGACUGGAACAAGGUCAACAAGCCACCUUACCCCAAAAUAGGAACAAACAUGAAAAAAUUGGAGAAUUGUUGUUAUGCAGUAAAUCUGGGCAAAUCAGCCAAGUUCUCCCUUGUUGGCAUCGGAGGGCAGGACCUGAAUGAUGGCAACGCUACUUUGACUCUGGCACUUUUGUGGCAGUUAAUGAGAAGAUACACACUGAAUGUCCUGGAGGAGCUGGGGGAUGGACAUAAAGUAAAUGACGACGUUAUUGUGAAAUGGGUGAACAAAACAUUGGCUGAAGCAGGAAAAUCAACCAAGAUAUUAAGCUUUAAGGACAAAGAAAUCGGCAGCAGUCACGCAGUAUUGGAGCUGAUCGACGCAAUCCAGCCUGGAAGCAUUAACUAUGACCUCAUAAAAUAUGGCAGCCUCUCUGGAGAUGACAAGUUGGAAAAUGCCAAGUAUGCCAUUUCCAUGGCAAGAAAGAUUGGAGCCCGUGUCUACGCUCUCCCAGAAGACCUUGUGGAGGUCAAACCCAAAAUGGUGAUGACUGUCUUUGCGUGUUUGAUGGGUCGAGGGAUGAAUCGUGUAUGAGAGACUGGCUGGGGGCUUUGCUACCCUUUUGAAACAUGCCUUCAGAGUCUUCAGAGUUUUAAAAGAGCUUCCCAAAAUGAAGGAAUGAAAAAAUAUAUUGUUGAAUGUAAAUACAGCAGAAUCACAACCAUACUUUUACAUGUGUUUACUGAUGUAUCAUUCUCUUUUUAAACGGACUCCAAACACUUAGACAACACAAGACAACUUGUUACUCAGUAUCCAAACCUCUUAUUAUAUAAGAAGCCUGUUUUUGAGCGAGUUGGCAUGUUAGUAGCUGCAAUGUUGUUUACAUUAUAUAGUCAGAUUUUGAAGAUUUAUCCUUAACAAACACAUUCCGACAAUUUGGUUGGUUAGGCCAAUAAAGUCGCACAAUGCGACAAUUUCACUGACACCUGAAAACGCCUUAACAACUAGCACUACAAACAUACAUAUCUGCCUUGCUGCAUGUGGUGCUUGGAUGCUUGUACAAUACAUUUUCUUGUUUUUUGUGGGAUUAUUGGUGUGGUAAAUGAUAAUGCUGGGAAAUUACCAACAUGUGGCUUAAACUCAUAAGUCCUAUUUACAGGGUAGGCAAGUAUUGUAUAUUGUCAAUAAAAAAAAGAAAAAAGGUAGAAAGAAACAGUGAGGAACCUGGUUUCAAUUUUCAUGUUUUUUAUUAUGAAAUAUAUUGUUACUAUUACUAUACUGUAUAUGCAAAUCCAAUGAGCACAGGAGGUAACAAGCACAAAAAAACCAAAACAGUAAUCUGGGUUUUCUCUAACUUUUUAUUGGUUUUAGUUCUUUUUUUUUAAAUGACUACAAGGAUUUAGAUUUAAGAAAAAGAACACUAACAUACCGUAUAAUACACAGUGACCAAAUAAUGAACCUUAAGCUUUUAACACCUUUAGUGUUAAAUUUUCUUUUUGCUUCUUAGGAUCACCCCUAAUAUUAGGGUUCUUUGAUUGUGUCUUUAUGCUGUAAUCCAUAAUGGCUUCUGCUUUAAAGUGAUAUUGGAACAGAAGUUGAAUGUUUGAAUUCACUGUUACAAAGUCAUCAUUAUGUAAGUAGUAAAAUAAUUUUCAAUAUUUACACACAACCCCAUUAAACCCUGUAAAUAUCUCCCUCCUGUGUAUAGUGCAGGAGUCAAUCACCGUAAAUGCCUGUCAAAUUCGUAUACAUUUUUGGUUCAAAUAAGAACGAGCAGCUAAACAACCACUUUGCCAGUAGAUGUCACCCACGUGCUGAGUUGAUGAAGCUUAAUGUGGUGAACCACUUAGUAAUACAACGGUCCAUAAAAGAUAAUGAUUUUGUGUUUUUUACUUCCUGUGCCCUUUUUAGUUCCCAUUUUUAGGCAGUUAGUCUUUGUUGACAUUAACAUCUCUUCCAUGAUCACGGGCUGCAGAGCAACCGAUGCACACAGUUCAGACACCAUUUAGUCAAUACAGGACAAAGGUACAGUUUAAAUAGUUUAAAAGCAGUUAUAAUUACCCAGUAACAAACUUUUGACACAUUAUGAUGAUUUCCAAAACAUCUAUUUAAUUUAUGAGGGUGUGUGGCUUGAGCAAAGUGCAGCUUUAUUUCCACCAAAUAAGGUGUUCGGUAAUCCAGUGUAUUUUUCUUGUCAAUCAAACAUCAGCUAAGAUGUGGCUUCUGCUCUGCCUUGUUAUUUGAGUGUAUAUAUUCACAUUCCUCAUGUUUGGUUGGUUUAAAAUGGACUGUUUAGGGUGCUUAGUGCACUUCACUUGAAAGGAUAUGAAAAAAAUGCUGCAAAUAUAACACUAAUGUUCACAGUAGAAAUAGACAUUGUCGCUGUUGAGCUACAAUUUCAUUAUCAUGCUUAUCAAAAAUAUCUGACUAAAGUUAUAGUGAGAAAGACCAUGAAAACCAUGAGAAGUACAACGUUAUAGUAAAGAACAUCAGCACCACUGACUUUAGAGAUUUCUGAAUUCUUUUUAAUUUGAAAAGCAACAACAAUGAACUAAUUCUUAAAAAUGACAAACUGGAACAUUGCAGAUUUCUUUUUGUCCAUUUACAUUCAACACUAGCAAAUCUAAACUGUAUCUUCAUUCCAGGUAGUGACAUGAAAUUCAACAACAGUGUUUACAAAAUAUAAUUUUUGGUCUUUAGUUAUGUCUUCUUGUAGGUACUUGACAUGUAAACAAUAAAUCUGAUUUUGAAAACUC